CCACUUCAAUGACGUAGCGAAAAAUAAUACAAAUCUGAGAGGCAUCGGUAGCUGCUUUUUGUACCUUAGGUCUAGGAGGAAUGGGUAACUUAAACUGGGUUCUUCACCCACGUCUUCUCCCAACACUUUUCUUGUUGUUAUCCUGUAUACUGAGCCUUUCUCUCGGCACGGAGCUGAGCUUUGUGACAUGCGGAUCAGUCGUUAAACUGAUGAAUAUUAGGCACAAUGUGAGACUACACUCUCACGACGUACGCUACGGGUCCGGUAGCGGUCAGCAGUCUGUAACAGGGGUUUCCUCAGUGGAGGACAGUAACAGCUACUGGAGCGUCCGCGGAACGAGCGGCGCCUUGUGCCACCGGGGGACGCCGGUCAAGUGCGGGCAGACCAUUCGCCUCACUCACGUCAACACGGGCCGUAACCUGCACAGCCACUACUUCGCCUCCCCGCUGUCCUCCAACCAGGAGGUGAGUGCAUUCGGCGAGGAAGGGGAAGGAGACCACCUCGACGAGUGGACGGUCCAGUGCGGGGGGUCCGUGUGGAAGCGAGAGGAGGCCGUGAGCUUCCGCCACAAGGCCACCGAGGCGCUCCUGUCGGUGACGGGGGAGCAGUACGGACGGCCGAUCCACGGCCAGAGCGAGGUUCACGCCAUGUCCAACCCCAGCCAGCACAGCCUAUGGAAGGCCAUGGAGGGCAUCUUCAUGAAGCCCAGCGAGAGCCCGGCGGGCAACCGGGACUACAGUCACACACACACUGAGUUCUGAACUCCCCCUUUCUCCCUUUUUAGCUCUACCAGCAGCCCCCCUUUCUCUUCCCCCAACAAUAUUUUGUCUGCGGACAUCCAUGUGGAAACUUGAAUUUUUAAAUAUCCAGCAGCUGCACUCAGGCUUCACAAAGUGUGGACAGCAUCAUAAUUUGCCAUUACAGGUACAAGAAGAAACAAAAAACAAAAAAAAAGCUGUUUUACUCUAUCAAGACUAAUCUGUACUACAGGUUUAUGUCCAUCUGGGGCAACGCUCUCAGCUGUUAUUUAUUGCCACAGUACAACAUGCAGUGAAGCGCAUUUACAAGUCAUCAAGUGAGAUGUUGUUACUUGUGCCUUUAUGCUCUCGGAGAAAGUCGUGGGUGUUUACAUAGUGGAGCAGCACAGUGUCUUUAUUGUGUCUUUAUGGUAUUUGUAAACAGUAUUCUACACAAACCACCGAUAAGCAGUGUUACUAUAGAGUAUCGUUCUCUAAAACCAUUAUCCCUCACUAAUUGGAAUGAGAAAACAAGCAUUUUUGUAGUGUUUUUAUUGUGUACAUCAUUGAACUGGAUGAUGUUUACUGACAUUGUUUGAUCGGCUUCGGGGGGUUGGAGUGCCCGGGGAAACGACUGCGUUUUACAUUCGUGGAGUCUUUGCAAAUGUGUUCCAGAGGUUCAUGUGAACAACAAAUUUACGAUGGAUACCUCACAUUAAAGAGUUUUUUUUUUAAUGCA
Messenger RNA from Mugil cephalus (flathead mullet), 1476 nucleotides. It is a transcript of the gene sdf2, whose product is annotated as stromal cell-derived factor 2. The transcript has 3 exons. Lineage: Eukaryota; Metazoa; Chordata; Actinopteri; Mugiliformes; Mugilidae. The record is from RefSeq and is a predicted model, not a curated record. Bases 81 to 761 code for a protein of 226 amino acids.